Molecule: messenger RNA, 3565 nt
Organism: Gadus macrocephalus (Pacific cod)
Lineage: Eukaryota; Metazoa; Chordata; Actinopteri; Gadiformes; Gadidae
Gene: srbd1
Product: S1 RNA binding domain 1
Exons: 21
Coding region: 117-3215 (1032 amino acids)
Biological process (GO): translation; nucleobase-containing compound metabolic process
Molecular function (GO): mRNA binding; structural constituent of ribosome
Source: RefSeq, a predicted model, not a curated record
GCAGGAAGGAGAGACGUCUUGCGCAUGCGCAGUAGCAAAACAAACAUCCAACGAGCUGUCUAGCAUCCUUAAUAUUUACACUUUACUGAGAAAUAGGAAGUGUCAACGCUAAUAAGAUGACGCAGACGACUCGUACCGGGAGGUUACGAAAGGAGGUCAAAUACACGGAGUCGGACAAUGACCUGUCGUUCUCCCAGUCAAUGAGUAGUGAGGAGGACCUUGAUGAAUGGCGACCUCCGGAGCCCAAGGUAUCUAGUGAGACCACCAUAGACCCUGUGUCGGGGAAGAAGAAAACUGCUGCCAAGAGAACUGCUAAGCCCAAGGAACCCAGGGCUCCUAAAGCCCCCAAAGAACCAAGGGCUCCUAAAGCCCCCAAAGAACCAAGGGCUCCUAAAGCCCCCAAAGAACCGAAGCCCCGGGCCCCAGCCAAGACACCCUCAAAGCAGAAAGCUUGUGUGCCCAGAACCAUCAAGGCCUCAACAUCUACCAUGGGGCCUGGCAGAAAGAGGAAGCAUGAGGACCCGGUGGCAGAGGCAGAGAAGCAGGGGGGCAGGGAUGGAGGCGGACAGUCGGACCAACCCAAUAGUUACUCAGAGGGAGGAAAGCCCAGUGUCACCAUGAAGAUGGAGAGGCAGUCCUUCACUGUGGCUGACGGCCCUCUCUCAGGGGGCUGGGUGGACGAGGCGCUGUCUGGGACAGGCAUGGCAGGAAAGAAGGAGGAGAAUGAAGACUUUACCUUUGAUGAGUCUUACGUUAAGAGACAGAAGACCAGUGGCGCCCCUGAUGGACAGCCCAGUGCCUUGUCGUCACCUGCCGCACGGGCUUUGAGGAAUGAACUCAACAUGAACUGGGACCUGAUAGAGCUCUUGUCCACGAUGACUGUGGUGGAGCGCUGGGUGUGUGUGAACAUAGUGAAACUCCUGCGGGAGGAGAACACGGUGCCUUUCAUGGUGCGCUACAGAAAGGACAUGAUCAACCACAUGGAUGCUGACGCUGUCCGCGAUGUGCAGCUGGUGUACGAGGAGAUAUGUCAUCUCUCUAAGAAGACUCAGUCAGUUAUCCAGACACUGAGGAAGGAUGGCUUCCUGAAUGCAGAGCUGGAGAACAACCUACGGAGCUGCAGGUCGCUGGAUGAGCUGGACCACAUGUAUUCGCCGUAUAAGAAAGGCAGUAAGCUGAGUAAGGCUCGGAGGGCCAGAGACCUGGGCCUGGAGGAAGCUGCUGUCAUACUGUUGAACCGGCCGAAUGACCUGGUUAUCCAGUCUUGGGUCAAGCCUGGCAGUGAGGGUCUAUCUUCAUUGGAGGAGGUGACGACAGGUGUGAAACACAUCUUGGCUGAUAUGAUUGCCAAGGAUCCAGAGUCCCUGGCCUACAUAAGGACACUGUGUGGGAACAGCUUUGUGACAAUCCAGUCGUCUGUGUCCAAAGUGGCCCUGAAGGAGCAGGAAGGGGGCAGCCAGCCCAGUCAGAGCCAGGCCAAACCUGGGGCCAAGCACAAGAAGACCAGGGACAUCGACAAAUUCCACCUCUAUUUUGAUUUCACUCGCCAUAUUCAGCGCAUCCAGGCUCACCAGACCUUGGCUAUUUACCGCGGGGAGAGUCUGAAGAUCCUGACAGUGAAGGUGAACAUUCCCGACAGCGUGAAGAGUGACUUUACGAGGUGGUGCAUCAACUGCAGAUGGAGGCCUAAGAUGUUGGGGAGACCAAGUGAUACUAAAAUUAUUGGGGAUGCAGUAGAGGAUGCAUAUAAAAGACUCAUUCUACCUCUACUUACCAGAAGCUACAGGACCAAGUUAUCAGCAACUGCUGAGAAGGAGUCUAUAGAUAUGUUUGUGCGUAACCUUCGCCAGCGGCUUCUAGUGUCUCCAAUCAGGGGCUCCGUCAUCAUGGGGGUCGACCCGGGCUUCACGCAUGGCUGCAAAAUAGCAGUUCUCUCCCCUACCAGUCAUAUCCUUCAUACAGAUGUGCUCUACCUGCAUAGGCCUGGCCAAAGAACAGAGGCAGACAGACUCCGCCACCUCGUGCUCAAAUACAGCUGUAAUAAGGUUGUCAUUGGCAACGGGACAGCUUGUCGUGAGACGGAGGCUUUCUUCGCCGAUCUGAUCAGCCGGGGUCUUUUUCAGCCGCUAGACGUGUCCUACUGCAUCACUAACGAGGCGGGGUCAUCCAUCUACAGUGUGAGUCCUGAGGCUGUGAAGGAGAUGCCAGAGCUGGACCCCAACCUGAGGAGCGCAGUGUCCAUUGGCAGACGUGUUCAGGAUCCCUUGGCUGAGCUGGUGAAGAUCGACCCCAAGCACAUAGGAAUAGGAACAUACCAGCAUGACGUGCAGCCGGGAGCUCUGAAGGCAGCGUUGGACGGUGUGGUGCAGGAGUGUGUGAGCUUCGUCGGAGUAGACAUCAACAUCUGCUCUGAGACACUCAUGAGGCAUGUGUCGGGUCUUAACGCUGGGCGGGCACGGAGCAUCGUCGAGUGGAGGGAGAAAAACGGGCCUUUCUUCAACCGGGAGCAGCUCAGACUGGUCAAAGGCAUGGGGCCCAAGAGCUUCCAGCAGUGUGCCGGCUUCAUCCGUAUCAACCCACACAACCUACACAGGUCCUCUGUUAGCUGUGACUCCGCUGCUCCAGAGAAGCCAGCGGUGAAGAAGAGCAAGGGGAAGGCUGCCACCAACAUACCAAGCACACCAAACCCCUUCGACCAGACCUCUAUACACCCCGAGUCCUACCAUGUGGCUGAGAAAUUGGUGUCCAUAGUCGGUGGCAGCAUGGGCCAGAUCGGUAGCGAGGGGCUGCGGAGGUGUGUGGAGACCCAGGUUCAGGCCAGCUGCCUGGAGCAUCUGGCCAGGACUCUAGACACCAUCCCUGAGACGCUGCAGCUCAUCGUGGAGGGCCUCACCCAGCCCCCCGGCUUUGACAUACGCCAGGGGUUCGAGCAGGCGGACUUUAAGCGUGGGGUGGUGUCCAUGCGGGACCUGCAGGUGGGUGCGGUGCUGACGGGCCGGGUGGAGAACACGGCCCUGUUCGGGGCCUUCGUGGACAUCGGUGUGGGGAAAUCCGGCCUCAUACACAAGAGCAACAUCACUGCAGACAGGCUGCCCCCCAGCAAGCGGGGCCGCAGCCUGUUCCUGGGCCCCGGGGAAAGGGUGGAGGUACGGGUCCUCAAUGUGGACCCACAGAGGGGCCGCAUCGGCCUGGACCUGCUCAGGGUCCUCCAGUAGGAGGCUGGACCUCCUCGGACCCCUCCAGGAGGAGGUGGUCCUGUCAGGACCUCCUCAGACUUCUCCCGGAAGAGGUGGGCCAGUCAAGACCUCCUCAAACUGCUCCAGUGGGAGCUGCUCAAGAAUGGACAUCCUUAGGCUCCUCACCUAAAUGAAGGACUUUAUGAUGUUAGAAUUAUAUUUUUUCAUUUUUGGAUUUGAAUUUGGAUUAGAAUUACGUUCUUUCCAAAUAUUUUGACACAUAAUAGUUAAACCUUUCACGUUAGAUGCUUGAAUCUACUUUUUCAAACAAGUUCAUGAAGAUUCACAACCAGCAUGAAAAUAACGUUCAAUUAAACACAUGCCCACAA